This is a messenger RNA of Coregonus sp. 'balchen', 1318 nucleotides long. The record is from the annotation of a GenBank genome assembly. NCBI's taxonomy places the organism in Eukaryota, Metazoa, Chordata, Actinopteri, Salmoniformes, Salmonidae.
CUCAGCAGUCUCCAGUCUACCAACUGGUCUCUGUAACUUCAUCUUUGUCUCUGUGGUGUCCAGUCUUCAGGUGAUGAUGGAGGUAUUGAAUUAUCUCUCUACUCUCCUCCUCCUCUCUCUCCUUCCUCCUUCUCUCUCUCAUGUAGUGGGGAAGUUCAGCGAAGUUAAAGAUUGUGAAAAGUUCUUCGUGGAGGGAACAACUCCAAAUCUCCCGGGUAUUUUGGUUGGUGGCAAAGUCCAGGACCAGAAACGCUACAAACCGAUUUGCCAGAAGUACAAGAACAGCUACAGGUUUGCAACUCUCUACGACACGACCAACAAGAUCCCUGUGUUCUCAGCCUACACCUUCACUGGUGCUCCUCCUAAAGGCAGACCAGAUCAAUCCUGGAUGAACGAGCCCCAGGUAGGCUAAUGUUUUGUCACAUAAAUAACAUGUCUGGGAUAUAUAGCAGUAAUGUUAACAGAAUAUAGAACUACCACUAUAGAGGGUAUAGAGACUUGAUUGAUUGUCUUGAUUGUGGAUCGUAACCCCCCCCCCCCCCCCCCCCCCCCCCCCCCCCCCCCCCCCCCCCCCCCCCCCACCAAAGAGGGUUUAUUGUACAGAUAAGUUGUGAGUGAAUGUAUGAUUGGAUUGUAUGAAAGGGUUGUUAAAUGGUAGAAUAAAGAAAGUGUGUGUGUGUGAGAUAAGGCUGUUUUCUACUGUGAUAACCGUGUCAUUGAGAAGGUCAACCACCCACAUUUCUUGCAGCUCAACAACAACCCUGAAAUGAUGGUGGAUCAUCCAUACCAGUCUCCAGAUCACCAGGCUGAGAACAACGACUAUAAGCACUCAAUAAAAGAAAAAGGGGUGAACAGAGGUCACCUCUUCCCAAGUUCACAUGCUCAUGACCUUGAAACUCAGGAGUCCACCUUUACCCUGACCAACAUCGUUCCCCAGGUGGAGUCCUUCAACGGGGGCAGCUGGAGCACAAUGGAGAGGAGUGUCUCUGAUAUGCUUCAGAAGGACUGUCUUGAUAGCAACGGGAAGAUAAAGGCCUAUGUGGUGACUGGAGCAGUGCCCAGUAGGAACAACAAACUGAACAAACGAGUGAACAUCCCAUCUCUCCUGUGGACAGCCUACUGCUGUAAAAACAACCAGGAACAGUGGGUGGCCAAAGCACACUGGGGUGAGAACCAGAAGGAGGGGGAAGGGAAAACAUUGAUAACAGAAAGCUUGGGAACACUCGAAAACAAGUUGAAAAAAGGUGGUAGUGUCCAGGUGUUCCCAAAUAGGUGUCCAAGAGUUCUUAACCCAACCAAUACCCCUAACCCAUCCUCC